Molecule: messenger RNA, 1356 nt
Organism: Nematolebias whitei (Rio pearlfish)
Lineage: Eukaryota; Metazoa; Chordata; Actinopteri; Cyprinodontiformes; Rivulidae
Product: tryptophan 5-hydroxylase 1-like
Exons: 10
Coding region: 1-1356 (451 amino acids)
Biological process (GO): aromatic amino acid metabolic process; serotonin biosynthetic process
Cellular component (GO): neuron projection
Molecular function (GO): tryptophan 5-monooxygenase activity; iron ion binding
Source: RefSeq, a predicted model, not a curated record
AUGGCAUUGAAUGGAGGUGAUAGGAACCAGAGCCUCUUGACUGGUCGGCCCAGCACCUGCAGGAAAAAGGCUGCGACCAUCAUCUUCACCCUGAAAAACGAAGUGAGCGGUCUUGUUAAAGCUCUUAAGCUUUUCCAGGAAAAACACAUCAGCCUUGUUCAUAUUGAGUCUCGCAAGUCCAAACGAAGGGAUUCAGACUUUGAGAUCUUUGUAGACUGUGAUUCAGAGCAUGAGCAGCUGAAGGAGCUGACUGAGCUGCUGAGGAAGCACACGGACAUUGUUGAGAUUACACCAUCUGACAGCUCCAAUCUGCUCCAUGACGGUGUGGACUGUACUCCAUGGUUCCCCAAGAAAAUCUCUGACUUGGAUCUGUGUGCCAACAAGGUUCUGAUGUAUGGCUCUGAACUAGAUGCAGAUCACCCUGGGUUCAGAGACAAAGUGUACCGUAAAAGAAGGACAUAUUUUGCUGAUCUGGCUCUGAACUUCAAACACGGUAAUCCUAUUCCUCGUAUAGACUACACAGCAGAGGAGGUGCGUACCUGGGGCGUGGUGUUCAGGGAGCUCAACAAGCUGUAUCCCAGCCAUGCCUGUGAGGAGUAUCUGAAGAACCUCCCACUGCUGACCAAAUACUGCAAAUAUAGUGAGGAUAACAUCCCACAGCUGGAAGACGUGUCCCAUUUCCUCAUGGAGCGCUCAGGCUUCACCAUCCGGCCCGUGGCAGGGUAUCUCUCCCCACGAGACUUCCUGGCAGGUCUGGCUUUCAGAGUGUUUCACUGCACUCAGUAUGUCCGACACAGCUCAGAGCCUCUGUACACACCUGAGCCGGACACUUGCCACGAGCUGCUGGGUCACGUUCCUCUGCUGGCAGAGCCCAGCUUCGCCCAGUUCUCCCAGGAGCUCGGUUUGGCAUCGCUCGGUGCUUCAGAUGAAGAUGUUCAGAAACUCGCCACGUUGUACUUCUUCACGGUGGAGUUUGGUCUGUGCAAGCAGAAUGGAAGGCUCAGAGCCUACGGAGCUGGCCUCCUCUCCUCCGUCAGUGAACUCAAGCACGCUCUGUGCGGCAGAGCCAACGUCCUCCCCUUUGACCCCAUGCUGACCUGCCUCCAGGAGUGCAUGAUAACCACGUUCCAAAAGGCUUACUUUGUGGCAGAAAGUUUUGACGAAGCCAAGAACAAAAUGAGGGAGUUUGCCAGGACACUUAAGCGUCCGUUCACAGUGCACUACAACCCGUACACCCAGAGUGUGGACAUUCUGAAGGACACCAGUAACAUCAACACUAUGGUGAAAGACAUCCGGCAUGAGCUGGACAUCGUAGAGGAGGCACUGAGCCGUCUCUGCAAGCACCAGAGAGACUGA